AUGUUUAACAACCAAAAAGUUAUUAAAAAAUAAAUGUUAAUGUGUUCAAAAAGUAAUUGCAAGAGAAUAGUGUAGGUUGUGUUUGUGAUAUUUUUUGGUUUCCGCUUUUAUCAAUAUGGCCGCCAGUUGUUUAGAGUAAUGUGGCGUUCGACAAAUCUGAGUGAAAUUAAGAUUUAUACUACCAACGUAAAGAUGCAUAAAGUUUUCAGCGUUUUAUAGCAGUGUUUCAUGAAAAGGCAAUAUUACGAAUAUUUUGACUUGAAAAUUUUGAAUGCAUACAAAUUGCCUUUGAAACUGAACAGUCAACAAACUUUUGUUUGUUGCAUUCAAGAGGAUUUAUUUAUUUCUGUUGGGAAUAUUCGAUUAUGAACCAUCCAUAUUACUCCUGAAAUAGUGGUACCAAGGGCUGAAGUUGACACUUUAGGUUAUGGCAAACUUGAACUUUCAGCAAGCACCUAGAAGCCUAGCAAGUGGUGUAGGAGGGGUCAGUGUGAGUGGCAGAGUGACAUCAGGGCUGGUUAGCGGAGUCUCGGGCCAUGUGACACCGACAUUCGGCGGGGCGCUGUCGCCCGGCCGAAACUCCACAGCGAUGCCGGGAGGCGCUCCACCCACAAUGGCCUCGAGGUCAACGUUAUUUGGUCAACGAGCCUUUGCGGAUAGAAGAGUACCAAUACCCACACCUUUAUCACAAGCUAAUUCUAAUUCUAUGUCAAGUAUGGGUAAUCUAUCGAGGUUUAACGCGAGCAGUAACUACCACUCUGUGUUCGGCGAGGGCGGGGACACGUCGACGCCGCCGCUGCUCGACCUCAGCGAGUUCCCCUCGCUGACGGCGCGCGGCGCGGGGGACCAGGCGCCCGCCGCCGCGCCCCCGCCGCCCGGCUCCAAGCCCUACGUUGGUAUGGUGAAGCAACCAACGUCCGAGCAGUCGGAGUUCACGAUGUCGUCGGAAGACUUCCCCGCGCUGCCGGGCACGAGUACAGGGGGCGCGGCGGGCGCGACGGGCGCGACAGGUGCGACGGGCACGACAGGCGCGGUAGGUGCGGGGGUCGCGACGGGCGCAGUGCACGCGCCGCCCCCUCAGCCCCCCACGCCGCAGGCCCUCGACUACGUCAACCACAACGACGUCAAGCCCAGGAAGGGCAUACAGACCUCGCCCGAUGGCAAAGUGACGAAUAUACCGGAGACGAUGAUACCAAACCAGUUUGGUAUAGUGGGACUGUUGACGUUUAUCCGUGCUGCGGAGUCCAACCCGAGUCUGGUCUCGUUAGCUUUAGGUCAGGACUUGACCGCACUCGGAUUGAAUUUAAACUCACCCGACAACCUUUACCUUACGUUUGCCGGACCCUGGGCCGACACGCCCUGCAGGCCACAAGAUUUGGACUACCAUGUGCCCCCCGAAUAUCUGAUAAAUGGAGCUAUUAGGGAAAAAUUGGCACCACUACGACUGAGUCGAUAUAAGGAAGAUCUAUUGUUCUAUUUGUUUUACUGCUUCGUGGGCGACGUGCUACAGAUCGCGGCGGCGGCAGAAUUAUACAACCGCGAGUGGCGGUAUCACACGGAGGAGAAGGUGUGGAUCUCGCAAGCGCCCGGCAUGCCCAUGGUGGAGAAGACGUCCACAUACGAGCGCGGCACAUACUACUUCUUUGACGCGCACAACUGGCGAAAGGUCGCGAAAGAAUUCCACCUGGACUACAGCAAGCUGGAGGGGCGGCCGCAGAUGCCGCAGCUGACGCCGCAGCACCUGCUCACGUAGCGCGCGCCCACAACAUCUAUUGUAGUUUUGUUAUAUAAAAAGUACAAGUUAAAA
Molecule: messenger RNA, 1807 nt
Organism: Papilio polytes (common Mormon)
Lineage: Eukaryota; Metazoa; Arthropoda; Insecta; Lepidoptera; Papilionidae
Gene: Rga
Product: regulator of gene activity
Exons: 8
Coding region: 428-1753 (441 amino acids)
Biological process (GO): regulation of stem cell population maintenance; regulation of DNA-templated transcription; nuclear-transcribed mRNA poly(A) tail shortening
Cellular component (GO): CCR4-NOT core complex; P-body
Source: RefSeq, a predicted model, not a curated record